AUGGUGGGUGGUGUUUGUCAUGUUUGGAAAAUAAUUCCAAUAGAUCAAAUGAAUCAAGAAACCGCAGAAGAAUACAAGAAACGUUUAAUGAAAAUCAAAUCCAUUCCUACUGUAUUUAAAGGAUCACGUAAUGAACCAAAUAUUGAUAUCACUAAUUUAUUAAAUCAAGAUCAAUACUGGCCGAAUUCAAGUAGUUCAAAUAGAAAAUGUAUUACUUCUGCCAAUUGUGUUGGUACUCGUUUAAGAAAAUUCCUUGAAAAGGUUGUUGACAAAUUCUCGUCAAACUCCAUCAAAAAAUCUUUUGAAAGUAAGGUUACUCCUCUUGAAAAUGCUAAAGGAAAAAUAAUUAAAAAAUGUAAAAGAAAUAAAAGAAAUGACAUUUUCCAAAAUGGAUUUGAUAACCGACUUAACACCAACGUUCAAGGCGAACUCAAUACCGAUAUUCAGGAUCAACUAAACAUCAACAACGUUCAAGGCGAACUCUACACCAAUAUUCAAGAUCAACUAAAUACCAAUGUUCAGGAUCAACUAAACACCAAUAAUAUUCACGAAAAACAAUCAACCGAUAUUACGAAUAUUGAGAGUAUUCGAAAUCCCAUUAAAGAUAAUAUUCGUAUGAACCUUCACUUUUAUUGGUCUUUGCCAACUACCAAACUCACUAAAAUUAAAAUUUUGCGUGAUAUUUCACUUCAAGAUUUUCAAAAAAAGGUUGCAACCUAUUUCAGCAAUAUAUUUCAUUAUAACGAAGUUGUUUUGAUAGUAAAUACGAAUAGAUUUAAUACUCAAGAAGAUCAAAUUCGACUUUACAAUGUUUGUGAAGAAAUAAAUGCUUAUGAUGUCAUUAUAUAUGUAAAUUUCAUAGAAUAUCUAAUGCUUAAACCAAAGGCGAUAUCUCUAGUUCUUAAACAAGCAACUACUGGUGGUUCUCCUUUAGCAUUUGUAUCUGACUCAGAUCGUGAAGCUAGAGUUUAUGCCGCCAUAACGUCAAAUAUUUGGAAUACUAUAGAAAAAAAUGUUAAAAGCGUUAUGGAUGGAAACGCAUUGAAAUUUUUGUUGGUAGGAUGUGAGGAAGGAAACGUUGUAAUUACAACUGUUAAUAAUAAUAUGUUUUUAUGUCUUGUUGCAAAACCUGAGAUUGAUGCAUUGACCAAACAUCUUGAAGAACCAUUUCAACAAGCAGCUUCGUACAUGUAA
Messenger RNA from Diversispora eburnea, 1194 nucleotides. Lineage: Eukaryota; Fungi; Glomeromycota; Glomeromycetes; Diversisporales; Diversisporaceae. The record is from the annotation of a GenBank genome assembly.